Messenger RNA from Brienomyrus brachyistius, 7761 nucleotides. Its product is annotated as nuclear factor 1 B-type. The transcript is spliced from 12 exons. Bases 595 to 2283 code for a protein of 562 amino acids. Gene Ontology annotation, cellular component: nucleus. Lineage: Eukaryota; Metazoa; Chordata; Actinopteri; Osteoglossiformes; Mormyridae. Gene Ontology annotation, biological process: regulation of transcription by RNA polymerase II. Gene Ontology annotation, molecular function: DNA-binding transcription factor activity, RNA polymerase II-specific; RNA polymerase II cis-regulatory region sequence-specific DNA binding. The record is from RefSeq and is a predicted model, not a curated record.
AAGAAAUCGCGUUUAUGCCGCGGCUCCUGAAAGUGCGGCGAACGUGGGCUGGUGAAAAUGGAAUGCGCUUGCUGGAAGAGGAGGAGUAUGACUGUGUAAUUAAACGAGGAAAAAAAACUCGAGACUGAUUUGUUAGGAUCGAGCAGACUAGAGGGUGUUCCCGGUCCAUAUUAUAUCAAGUUAGAAAAGCAAACACAGGAUCAGAAAUUUGGCGCCUGCAACUUUUUAUAAUACACUUGUGAACGAUAUUCCAGCAGCAAAAAUCUGACUUAAUCUCUGAUUCCGGUUACGCUAUUUUUUCCCCCCCGUCUUUCUCCAGUUCAGGAUUUGCUGUCUCUUGGAUGCAACCAUGAUAUGUUUUAAGUCCUUUAGUGUAUAUCAGAUGUUUCGCCGAAUCUGAACAGUUUAAUGAGGAGGCUUGGAUCGACGGAGCUGUUUUACGCUAUUGGAUAAUAUCUGACUGCGAUUUUAAUGACACAAACUUUUCAGUGUCCGUGCGCGCUGCACCCUGGACACGGAGGAAUGAAUCGAUAAAAUCAAUCCACUCCAGGGACGUUUGCGGCUCAGUGAAGUAGCGUUGUGUUAAUCAAGGUCAUGAUGUAUUCUCCAAUUUGUCUAACACAGGACGAGUUCCACCCUUUCAUCGAGGCCCUCCUUCCACACGUCCGCGCCAUCGCCUACACGUGGUUCAACCUCCAGGCCCGGAAGCGCAAGUACUUCAAGAAGCACGAGAAGCGGAUGUCGAAGGACGAGGAGCGCGCGGUGAAGGACGAGCUCCUCAGCGAGAAGCCCGAGAUCAAGCAGAAGUGGGCGUCCCGCCUGCUGGCCAAACUGCGCAAGGACAUCCGGCAGGAGUAUCGCGAGGACUUCGUGCUCAGCGUCACGGGGAAGAAGCAUCCCUGUUGCGUUCUAUCCAACCCUGACCAGAAGGGCAAAAUCCGCAGGAUCGACUGCCUGCGGCAGGCCGACAAGGUGUGGCGGCUGGACCUGGUGAUGGUGAUCCUCUUCAAGGGCAUCCCUUUGGAAAGUACGGACGGCGAGCGGCUCGUCAAGUCGCCCCACUGUACCAACCCCGCACUUUGCGUCCAGCCACAUCACAUAACAGUGUCGGUGAAGGAGCUGGAUCUGUUUCUCGCUUACUAUGUCCAGGACCCAGACUCACAGCAGUCAGGAAGUCCCAGUAACAAUGAGCCAGGAAAGAACCCUCCAGGGUACCUGGAGGACAGUUUCAUUAAGUCGGGCGUCUUCAGCGUUUCGGAGCUGGUGCGAGUUUCCAGAACACCCAUUACCCAGGGAGCUGCUGUGAACUUCUCCAUCACAGAUAUGCCGAGUCAGCCAUAUUACCAUGACUUGAAUUCCAGUGUGGGGCUCCACAGGUCGUUGUCUUCCCCUCCUGGCAGCAAACGUCCCAAGACCAUCGCCAUUGAGGACAGCAUGGAGACAAGCCCAUCCGGAGACUUCUACUCGUCCCCCAACUCCCCGGCCAGCGUCAGCCGGCCCUGGCACGAGAGGGAGCAAGCAGACAUGGCCUCCCCCACCAUGAAAAAGCCAGAAAAGCCAUUGUUUAGCCCCACCUCCCCGCAGGAUUCCUCCCCAAGACUGAGCACUUUUCCACCGCAUCACCACCCAGGGCUAACGGGGGUGGGACACAGUGUGAUUUCAACCAGGAGCCCCCCACCGCAUUCACCACUGCAAUUCUCUGCUCCAGCAAUCCUUCCCCCUGCCCCAUCAACAUACUUCUCCCACCCCACCAUCCGCUACCCACCGCAUCUCAACCCCCCUGAUGCUCUGAAGACCUACGUUCCUCCGUAUGAUUCAUCCAGCCCCCAGAGCGGCCAGCCCAACAGCAGCGGGCAGGGUGUGGGGAAGCUCCCUGGCCAUUUCACCCCAGUGUUGGCACCCUCCCCGCACCAUGGCGCAGUGCGACCCGUCUCCCUCUCCAUGCCUGACACCAAGCCCAUUACCACCUCCACGGAAGCCUACUCCGCCCCGGGCACCCCCACCGCCAACCGAUUUGUGGGCCUGAGCUCCAGAGACCCGGCCUUCCUCCACCAGCAGCAGCUGAGGAUUUGUGACUGGACCAUGAAUCAAAACGGCAGGCAUUGUUACCCAACUGCCAGUGAGGAUACUUUGGGGAUUACUUGGCAAAGCAGUCCUGGUACCUGGGCGAGCUUAGUUCCAUUCCAAGUGUCGAACGGGACUCCGAUUCUGCCAGCAAAUGUCCAGAACUACAGCAUAAACAUCAUUGGUGAGCCCUUCCUUCAGGCAGAGACAAGCAACUGAAGUCAGACCUGGGAGGAAGUGAAGUGACCCGAAGCAGCGGAGCAGCGGGUGAACCAGCAAGUGGCACUUAUACAAUCUCCACUGUCCCGAGAGGGACUCUGGCUACGAACACUAGAGCAAUGGCUGAAGCUCUUUAAUGAUGUAACAAUGCUCACGCCAGACAGUCUUUGUGUGAAGCCCCCCCCCCUCACCCCCCCAGUUAAAUACUGUGACGUAACUAAUACUACGUUAGAUGCCUUAAUGUUUGCAUUACAUGCUAGUUUCUAUUUGUAUUUCUCCAGUUCUUUUUUUGGGAGUUCUGGUCCUGGUUUACAAGCAGGUUGAAUAGAUCUGAACACACAGAGACUGGCUGGUAUAUUGCAGAAUGCAAGCUUCUUCUCAAGGUACAUCUGCCUUCUCUAACAGAGGCUCAUAAGCUGAACCAAUCACUGCACCUCCAUAGGAACAAAUAGCGAAAUCAGAUGUGUUUCUUUGAAUAUCUGCAGUUGAGUUGUUUUGUUUGUUUAUUUGUUAGCUAAAAUCUUUCCUGUUAUUCUGUUGACCCAGUGCUAAUAAGUUAAGGGUUAGCAUGUGCACUAACAUGCGAGAACCUAAAUUAUUAGUUUAGGCCGAUUACCCCUUUUGGAGCAAAAUUAAUCUUGGUUAUUACCUUUAAAAAGGAUUAACAAAAAAAAAAAAGACAAAAAAAAUUCUCUUAAGAGGCAAGUGCAAUUUAAAUGUUUUACUGAAGGGAAGCUAUCGCAGUCUGUCAGCCCCGAGACUCUAAAUGAGGGAGGUUAAAUGUUUUUGAGAAAACAGAAAAAAGAAAAUGUAAACAAUUUUAAGUUGCAUCCUCAAUUAUAAAUUAGGGGAAAAACAUAGAUGCCGGAAUGCAGACGACGCUUGACAGGGAGUGUGUAACUGAACAGAACUGAGCAUGACCGAAACAGCACUUAUACUCUAUUGAGGCCGGGAAGCAGUUAUUUAUUACGUAAUCAGAAAUUCGUAAUUAAGCGAAACACAAAUAGUGUAUAAAUGGCUUAUGAUUACAUGUUCUUAGAGGAAAGAAAAGGAAGAACUCAAUCGGCUGUAAGCUUAAAAAGCUACUGUUUACAGAGCGUCAUGAUGGGAAUGCAGGCUGUUAAAAUCAGGAAGAAAGGAGUGAACCUCUAAAAUCUGCACUCAGUGCAACACUACAGUGAUUGUGAAGGUGCAGUGUAGCUGCACAGUGUUUGCGAACGCGACGUUUGACGGAUCUCGACCGCCCCGUGCGCAGGGAUCUGCAGUGUGCGUGGCUGACUCUUCGCCUCUGCACUUCCGACCCAGAUAUAUUUCACUACUCUCUCCAAUACUCUUAAUUUGCACGAAGAUAUAUAGCCCACGUUACGUGCCUUGCCUUUGAAUAUAGAAGAGACAUCACUACACUUGUUUUUGCUGCAUUUAUUACCAUUUUAAAAAAAUUAACAUUUUUAUGAUAAAAAUAUUUUGUACUCUGGAUGAAAUUGUGACAUCAUUGAUUUUUAACUACAUUUUACUACUUUAUCUCACAUUUAUAAUGCAUAUCAUGGCUGUGUAUAGUUGCCGUUUUAAAGUUUAUAAUCAACCAGCAUUAUUUUUCAGUAUUUUUGGCGGGUUUUCUAAUAACCCUUCCUUUUUGUUGUUGAUGUCGUUGUCGUUUUAUUUUGUUUAUAUUUUCAUCUUCCAAUUACUAUUUUGGGGGGGGGGGAUUUCAGAUUUAUAAGAAUUAUGCAAUACCAAGUUUUGCCUAUGUAGGUAGUGCUUUUAGCUCUGUUGAAUAUUAGAAGCUAGCAUUGAGAUAGAAAAUAUCGUACACAUUUAUUUUGUCAUUGUUGUCGUUUUCCUUUUUUUUUAUUGACCAAAGUGGGGGCUGCUCUCUAUGCAGUGUGUGACAAGGUCGUUUUUUUAGUGUAGUGAAAGAUGGUUAGGCGUGUUUGAUCUUCUUUUUUUUUAAUUCUGGGUGACGGGGGUGGGAGGGGGAGGCUUAUUUCCUUGAACUUUACAGUGCAUCUGUGAGAAAUGCACCCUUGGUCUUUUUUGGCUGCAACGUCACCGUUCUGUCUACUGUGACAAACCAGUUCCUUCUUCAAACUUCCCACCUGGGGGGGCUAGCACGAUUCCUGGAAGAGGCUCACAUUCGAAGGAGAGGAGGCGUGACUUGAGUGGGACAAUCAAGUGGGGGGGGGGGGGGGAAGACACAAAUAAAAAAUUUAAACGAGAAUAAUCACGCGAUGAAUACCCGUACAGUUAAAGAGAGGCAGGGCAGAGCAAGCCAGCCUUAUAAUUAACCCCUAUAACUGACUGUUUGCUCCCUGUCCUGCGCAGAUACGAACGAACUGCGCGCAGCAUGAAUCCCCGCCUUGGAUUCGGCCUUUUCGCUGCUGCCGCAUCUCUGACGUUGACGUUAAAGUGAACGUUCGCCGACGACGCUGUAUUGACACAAGUAGCUGUAUGCAAAUCAGUUCCCAAGCAGAGGCCUUAAAAAAAACUAAGUGACUUAAAAUAACGUGUUACAAUCACCGACCCACAAUGCAUGCUAAACUGGACAAAAUCAGAAUUGAUCUUUUUUUUUAAUUAUUUUCAAUAAUGCUAUCCAGGAAGUGUGCACCAGAUGUUUUUUUUUUCUGGGGAAGGGCCUCCAUAUGGAGGUGUUAUCGUUUCAAUGUAAGUUAGAUAAGCUAUGGACUUCAGCAAGAGGGGGCGGAGCCAGCUGCCUUGAGGUGUCGAGGUCAGAAGCAGGUCAAACGCAGGCAUCUUCGCAUUGCAUUGGCAGUCGUUCUCUCCGUGGUGUCCUUCAGGAAAACACCCUGCCGUUAAUCCGCGACCACAGAUCUCAGGCAUACCGAGUCACGGGGCAUUAUAGGUUUCAGUCGCAUCCCAUCGGAGAUCCUUAUCGCCUAAAGCCUAAAUCUCAUGUCGUCCCCAACGCCCUCACGAUACCAUUUAUACUUAUUUAUCCACCAGCUCCGUCUCCAGGACGGCCAAUGAGCGAGAGAGAGCGUGUGAGCGAGCGAGAAUGUGCUUGAGGAACGUGUGCGUCGACUCAGCCCCGCCCCACAUCUCCAUAGCAACCGUGCAGGGGUCCGACUCACACAGCUCAAGUCAGGCUUCGUCUCCUGCUUCACCUAGAUACUAAUCUCUAUAAAUUAAAAAGAAAUGAUAAAAACAAGCCGCCCCAUUCUAUGUGCACUGUUUUGCAUUUUUCUUUAAUUUUAUUUUUUUUUUUUUUAGAAAACGUAUGUGCUUUGCAGCUCUUUGGCCACUGGAACGACACUGAAGUGCAUUUCCCCUGGCAUGACAAGAAUGUUUCGGGCCUUAUUUAAUUCUCGAGGAAGUCAACGCAGUGAAGGAGACGUGUACAUAAAGGAGAAAUGGUGGCAAUAGGCCUUGGGGUAAUCGUCAGCUCGGGUAGCUCUGCAGAGUGUUGUGUUUUGACUCUGAAGCUGCAGGAUGGGGGACAGUUGAGGGUCUUUCUAUUGAAAUGCCUGCCUUCUAGACAGCAGUUUGUACACUGUAGGUUUUUUUCUUAGUAUUUUUUUUUCCAUGCCCUGUCCUGUAAAGGUAGUAACGUUACCAUGCUAAGGGGUUUGUGUGAUUUUCCAUUUUACAAUAAAACGAAAAGGAAAAAAAAACAUGCAAUGGGAACUGGACUCGAGUUACAACUCUCCAGUUCCUCUUAAUUUAUGAAUCUAAAAAUACUAUCCAUUUUCAUAUUCCUGUACUUAAAAAGUAGAGGUAAAUUAUCCUUUACAGAACUGUAAAUCGUGAAAAUUUAUAUUUUAUGAAGGUCUUUUUUUUUUUGUUGUAUUUAGUAUUGAUUAACUCGAUUAUGGAGACAUUUCAUAAAUGUUGGAGGUGUCAUUUUUGCAGCCACAGAAACAGAAAUAUCACUGUCAGCUAAGGGUUACAUUGCAUACGAUCAGUGCUAUAAAUUACCCUUUCACUUCCUCUGACGUUCCCACACCAGUGUUUUCCUGUAUGCAAUGGUCACUCCUUGUUAUGCUUUCUUGCUGCGACACGAUGUUACAGGGGGAUAAAAGGUUUGUAUGAUCAAUUUUUAUUUGUUUUUGUUGCAAUUCUGACACUUUUUUUUUUUUUUUAAAAGGGCUGAUUGUUUUAAACAGUGUGGUUGUUGUGUACAUGAUUAAAAUUCGUUCACAGCAUUGCAUCUUCUCAUUGCAUCAGUGACACUGUCCUAUUACAGAAGUGUGCUACGAAUUCAGCCCUUAGCAUACCCCAAGGCUCCUGUUUAGAGGGCAACACCCACAAAGCUUUCCUGCCCCUCGUAUGCAAGGAGGACCAGUGACGCUAAUGCAAUCUCUGUGUAAUUCCUGACCUUUUACUGAAUGUGCUGUAAAACCACACUGCAGGGACUGCGAUGGUAUUAGCAAACGUAUUAGCACUAGCUGAAGAGUGACUUUUAAGCGAUAUGAUCUGUAUAUUUUUUUCCCUUUUUUUUCGGAGGGCUUUGAUUAUGGCAUGAAUUAACAUCAGGUGUGUGUAAACAAGAGUGUCACGAAAAACCAGCAUAUGUAAUGUUUACCAAAAAAAGUAAAAAAAAAAAGUAAAAAAAAGAAAAAAACAAUAAUUAAAAAAAUUUAGAAAUUGAUUUAAGCAGUGCCUGUUCAAGCUCACAGUCUCAGUGGAGUUCAGUUGUAAAUAAAAUUCUUGUUAGAUAUUUUGUCAGCAAACAAACAAUGUGAGGGGCACCUCUUUUCUGGUCUGUUCUCCUUUUGUGUUUGGUUUGGAAUGUGUCCUCAACAGAACGUUUGUGCUUCAUUUAAUUUUUCGUCAGCUGGGAUGAAGGGCCCCUGUCUCUUGAUUUGUCUAUGAGGAAUUAAAAAGUAGUAGGGCAGUGUGUUUCUUUAGAUUGUCAGUGCUGCACUUAGUACAACCGUAGGUGACAAGUUGUCAGUUUAAAAAAAAAAAAAAAAAAGCUUGCUAGCUAAACAGCAGGGUUGAUCCAUUCUGGGUCUUGUGGCACUUUUACACCUUCUGCGAAUACGACGACAAUAAAACUGGCGAAUUAAAAAUAAAGCAACAACAACGACCAACAAAAAAAAGCUACAUUGAUAAAAAAAAUGCUGUCGUAGUAACAGUAGUAACACUGCAGGUAUGUGCACAGUUUGUAGGUACCUGAAUGUAAUUUUUAGAGGAAUUUAUACUCUUUGUUUCUUAUAUUUUGCAGUUUAGGAAACCCGGGUGUCCUUUGAGUAGCUACUGGAACAGGGAGACUGUUUUUCCAGUUUUGAUUUUGUUUGAAUGGUUUUAGAUUUUCUUGGCUAAAAGCUGCAUUUGGUGCAGGGGCUAAAAUUGCCACAAGAUUAAAAAUCAGUGUAAAUAAAGCUUGACUUAUUGUGAUUGUUACUGUUAUAUCCAGCCUAUUCUGCUAGCAGCUGCUCUUGAUGCAGUCAAUUACUGGAAGUGGACAUAUUUCCUAUGCAAAACUGUUUAAACAAUAAAAUGAGCUAUGCUACAAAA